Molecule: messenger RNA, 6901 nt
Organism: Podarcis lilfordi (Lilford's wall lizard)
Lineage: Eukaryota; Metazoa; Chordata; Lepidosauria; Squamata; Lacertidae
Source: the annotation of a GenBank genome assembly
CCUCGGCCAUGCCACACUUCCUGUCCGCUCUCGCACCCCGCCCCGUCCCUUGCAAUCCAACGAAGCUGCUUAAAAGGCCUCCGCCCUGGAUAUAAAAUGCAAUUAUUUGAUUUAGGCUGAAGCAGAGAUGGGAGCCGAAUCCCUGCCCGGCGUAGUCAACGGGACUUGGGCUAAGUAGCAAUUCCUGGCCCCCCCCGGCGGUCCUCCCCUUUCUGCCUCCGUUUCCUCCGGGGUCCUAGCGCUCCUCCUUUUUCUCCUCCUCCCGAUGGAGCCGCAGACGAAGGAGAAAGCGAAUAGACAAAGGAGAGAGCAGGUAAGGAGAGAGCAAGAAAUGCAGGCUGGGGCAGCCUUCCUUGGCCUUGACUUAAUGUCUUCUUUCUAUUUAAUAAUGCAUUUUUAAAAACGAUAAAAAAUUAAUAAAUAAAAAGCAGAUCGGUCCUGGUGCAUCGCCUGGCGUUGGACCCUGCUCCCCCUCCUUGCGCCCAGAUGGCCACCUCCCCUGGUCCUAAAGACAGCCAUUUUGCCGGGGAUUCUCCGGAGAUGCGUUUCUGGCUCGGGUGCCAGGCGCUGCCGGGACCUGCCCGGGCAUCGCGGAGCCUGAGAGGGGGCCUGGGUGGUGGGGUGGGGGGCUGAGAGCCUUUUGCUUUGUGUGGGGAGCGGGGAAGCAAGGGAGAUGCGGGCUUCUCCUCCUCCCUCCUCCUCCUCUUUUUGUUUGUUGGUCCCUCGGUCCUAGAGACAGCCAUUUUGCAAGGGAGGCUCUUCGGCCGGAGCAAACCUUUUGUGCGUCUCUGGGUUGCUCUCCUGGCCCCCCGAGCAUCCAGCGGCAAACAUCUGCUAGCAAUUGCUCUCCCGGCAGACGCGCAAACGCGUGCUGGAAUCUAUAUUACGCCAGGGAGGUGGGAAUUCCUUUGCAAAGGCUGUCUUUUAGGAGAGCAGUUUCUGCAACAGAUCUGUCCAUCUGCGAGAGCAUUUUGCUAUAAAAAAAAAAGUAGAUGGAUGGGCAGCUCUAGCUCUCCGAAGGUUUUGUUUUCUUAACUAGAACCCCUCCAUCCCGCAUUUUACAGAUGAACACGGAGAGAGUCUUUUGCCCGACGAUUUCCAUAUGAGCAUAAGAGAGUAGUUCACGUUAAAAGGAGGGACAAACCCUUGUGGGUGUUUCAAAAUAUCGUUUAAUCUCACAGUGCUUACAUUAGUAUAUGGAAUAGCGGCAAUCCCCAAGUACGUUCCACUGUAAUGACGACCUCCGUAGGUGGUGAUGGGGAUGUAAGCAAAGUUGUGUACAUGCAAAUAUAGCCAUAGCGCCCCCCACCUACCCAAUUUGAAGCUUUAUCUUCUAGAGACCCCACUCUCCUCUUCUCCCCCUUCCCUUCCCGCAAACAGUUUUUAACCAGGGAAUGGGGACUCAGAAAUAGGAAUUAUUUUGGUAAAUAGAGACAUUCUGGAUUUAUGCUGAAUCAGAUCGUCUCCGCUUCAAAUUGGGUUCCAAAUAGAUCACUGCAACUUCAAAGUGUUUGUCUCUCCAGCCUCCCUCAAAUCUGUAAUCUAGGAAGCAUCUAGCUUUCUUCCCUAUAUUCAGGUCAAUUUACAUAAUGCAUUUCUUUUGCUUCCACGUCAAACCUUUAUUUUGAGGGUUUAGGCAUUGAGCGGCAGCUAUUUUUUUAAUGAAAGGACAGGUGCCUUGACUCUUCGGAUGAGAAGCCUGUACCUUCUGCCUAGGAAAGCUUCACUUCUGCUCCCAGAUGUACGAAGGCUGGCUGUGGUCCUGUAGUGUGAAAUGGGCAUUCCAGAUGUGCUCAGAGGCACUCUUUGUACCAACCUUUGAAGUGGGUUCCUUAGCUCAGAUUAUGCCCUGGGGAGAGGGGAAAGACUUUCUCUUGCAGAUUCUAUUGUCCAGCCAGUCUCUCUCCUCUGCAAACUCCUCUCCAUGGUUUGCAAACCUUUGUUGCCUUUCCCUCGCUGGGGUCUUAGAGACAGCCAUUUUACAUCCCAGGACUUCAGCCCAUACAAAGGGAAUAGAAUUCUUCCUGUGUAUACAUCUCUGAUUGCCUUUGCAAAUCUCAGGAACUCCACCGGAAAGAGAAUUGUGGAUGGAGCUUAUGAUUAUUUUUUUAUUUUCCUCUGGAAUUGUUCUUCCAUCUUCCAUAAAGAUGCAUUUUAGCUGUUUUCUCCUCCCUUUAUCCUCUCCCUGCCCCCAUCCCCAGAUCUUAAUCCAGCCAUUUUGCAAAGAGCACCAUCCCAGCUCUGGGGGAGGCAAGCAAAAUUCCUCCACGAUCUGUCUUUGUUGAGCAGAGAAACGUAUCAUUUCCACCCCUUCCCCACCCCAAACAUACUCUCCUGUCUGGAUUUUGAACUCUGUUCCUACCAGCUGUCCUUUUCCUUCCCUCCUGGGGGACUAAUAUGGGUCCCUGUACCCCAGAUAGCCAUUUUGCAACUAUUCUGCAUAAGGCAGGGAGAAUUUUGGUGGUGGUGGUUGUGUUUAGUUGCAUGCGCCUUGCAAACUGCCUGCAGAGCAGAGUCUCCCUUGCGCUAAGGGAAUUUCUGCAUUCCAAAACCCCGUCCCUUCCUAGGUUCAUAGAUAAGCGUGGCUUCUCAGAGCCCAGGCCCCAGUGACACCAGCAGCUAUAGGUCCCACUCACAACACAAACAACUUGCAUAUAUAUUAAACAGAAUAUAUGUUAUUCCCCCCCCCCAAAAAAAAAAUGCUGUACCAUUUAGCUCCAUGGAAUAAAUAUCUUCCACCUACAUGCUUAUUAUUGUCUGGUUUUUACUGGAUGCAUUCAAUUUAUUUUUGUUUGGUUGAUGAGUUUUACCCUUCCAGCCUUAGACCACAAAUCUUUAAUUCAUUUACAGCAGCACUCGGGAUUUCCCCCUGCCUCCAUGCAGUCCCUCUUCUAUGGCAAAUCUAACCCCAUGAGGUUGGGCAAUCAACUCCCCAGCCGUACCAAUGAUUAUUUAAGGGCUGAGUGCUGAUGAGCCCUGACUCAGUUUGCUUGCACUAUAUUUCUUCUCUACAACCCAGAACUUGUGGCUCUGCUUCUCCUGCAUCUAUCUAUCAAGCAGUUGCUGUCUUGUGACUAGAAGAGGGAAGGAUGACUCUAGGCCAGGCAUAGGCAACCUUUAGCCCUCCAGAUGUUUUGGCCUACAACUCCCAUGAUCCUUAGCUAGCAGGACCAGUGGUCAGGGAUGAUGGGAAUUGUAGUCCAAAACAUCAGGAGGGCCGAAGGUUGGCUAUGCCUGCUCUAGGCCCACCUCCCCAUCACUUAGGGCCUGUGGGCGAUGCUGCGGUGUUAGUGAAGGAGCUAGCUCCAACAGGCCACUAGACCUCAUGAAGAGAUUGGCAGAACCCUUUAUGCAGGCAGCUGUCGGUUGCUUCUUGGGAAUUGCAAGUGGGGAGAGUUCCUGUUGCUCUCAAGUCCCCUUUGCAGGCAUCUGGUUGGCCACCGUGAGAACUAGGAAGGACUGGACUAGGUAGGCAUGAUUCAGCUGGGCUCUUCUUCAUGGUUGUGGGAGCACAGUGUUGAAGAAGAGUCCUGCAGGAUCAGGCCGAUGGCCCAUCUAAUCCAGCCAACCAGGUACCUGGGGGAAACCUGGGACCAGAAUUUGAGCACAAGAACACUCUCCCCUCCUGUGGUUUCCAGCAACUGGUAUUCAGCUUGGGGGUGAUCCUGGAUCCUUUGCUGUCAUUUGAGGCUCAGGCGGCCUCAAUGGCCUGGAGUGCCUUCCAUCAGCUUAGGCUGGUGGCCCAGCUGUGCCCCUACCCAGACAGGGACAACCCAACUACUCUUGUCUAUGCUCUGGUAACCUUGAGGUUCUGCAAUGUGUUAUACAUACUCUGAAGACGUACAUACUGUAUACAUACUCUGAAGGCUCUGAAGACGGCUUGGAAACUUCAGCUGGUGCAGAAUUCAGCGGUCAUACUUCAGGAGAUGAGACCGCCUCUCUCCAUAUGAACCAACCUGGUUCCUGUGGUCAUCGUCUCAGGCCCUUCUUCGUGUGCCUCCUCCAGGAGAGGUCCGGAGGGUGGCAAUACAAGAGCUGGUCUUUUCUGCAGUGGCUCCCCAUUUGUGGAAUGCUCUCCCUAGGGAGGCUCGCCUGGCACCUUCAUUAUACGACUUUGGGCGCCAGGUGAAAACUCCUCUUCAAGCAGGCCUUUGGCACAUUGACAUCCUUUACUCUUUUAGAUGGGCUUGGCGCAGGGCGGUUUAUUGGCUUGUGGGUUUUUUGUUCUUGGUUUUUACAAUGUUUUUUGUGUUUUUAUCUUGUAUUCUUAUGUUGCCAACCACCCUGAGAUCUACGGUGGAAGGGCAGUGUACAAAUCAAACCAACAAACAAAUAUUCGGAAGCAUUGCUGCCUCCCAACUUUGAGCUUCCUUCUGCUUGUUUUGUUUCAGGCAGAGACCUCUCCCAAAAUGGCGGAGGCUGUGGAGGAGGAGGAGUCAGGGGUGGAGGUGAAGCUGGAGGACGAUGAGGAGGACGAGCCCGGCUACAUCCAAUCCGGCCGGCGCUACAAGUGCCUGACGUGCAGCAAGACCUUUCCGAAUGCGCCCCGCGUCCAGCGCCACCUGAAGUCCCAUGCGGCUGGCACUGGCUUGGCCGGCAAGCUGUCCUGCCCCAGCUGCAGGAAGGAGUUCCCCGACCGCGGGCAGCUCCGCAAGCACCAGCUCAGCCACCAGACGGAGCGCCCCUUCCAGUGCCAGCUGUGCGCCAAGGCCUACAAGACGGCGCCCGAGCUGCGCAACCACGGGCGCAGCCACAGCGGCGAAAAGCCCUUUGUGUGCCACGAGUGCGGCAAGGCCUUCAUGCAGCCGGUCUGCCUGCGGGUGCACAUGGCCCGCCACACGGGGGACCUCCCCUUCCGCUGCCAGCAGUGCCACAAGGGCUAUGGCACGCUCUCCAAGCUGAAGAUCCACCAGCGCUCCCACACGGGCGAGAAGCCCUACUCGUGCGGCGAGUGCGGCAAGCGCUUCGCCGACCCCUCGGUCUUCCGCAAGCACCGCCGCACCCACGCUGGGCUGCGCCCCUACCAGUGCCAGGCGUGCCACAAGACCUACGCCGAGCUCAAGGACCUGAAGAACCACGAGCGCUCGCACACGGGCGAGCGGCCCUUCCUGUGCCAGGACUGCGGCAAGGCCUUCUCGCGCUCGUCGUCGCUGGCCUGCCACCAGCGCAUCCACGCGGCCCACAAGCCCUACCGCUGCAGCCUGUGCGGCAAGGGCUUCACGCAGCUCUCCUCCUUCCAGAGCCACCAGCGCACGCACUCCGGGGAGAAGCCCUUCCUGUGCCCACAGUGUGGGCGCAUGUUCAGCGACCCCUCCAGCUUCCGGCGGCACCAGCGGGCGCACCAGGGCCUCAAGCCCUACGCCUGCGACAAGUGCGGCAAGGCCUUCCGCCAGCCGGCCGACCUUGCCAUGCACCAGCGCAUCCACACGGGCGAGAGGCCCCACAAGUGCCCCCAGUGCGACAAGAGCUUCGUGGCCUCGUGGGACCUCAAGCGCCACCUGCUGGUGCACUCGGGGCAGCGGCCCCACCAGUGCGGCGAGUGCGGCAAGAGGUUCGCCGAGCGGGCCAGCCUCACCAAGCACUACCGCGUCCACUCCGGGGAGAGGCCCUUCAAGUGCGGCCGCUGCGGGAAGGCCUUUGUGGUCUCGUCUAGCCUCAGGAAGCACGAGCGCACCCACGGCAACGAGGCCGGCGACAAGCCCGCCCCCCUCGCCAGCCAGGACCUCCUCGCCACAGACCAGGCGGCCAUCGUGGUUGCCACGGUGAUGCCCGCUUGCGGGGAGUGCGGCGAGGCUUUUGGCUCCGCCCAGGAGCUGCGGCGCCACGAGCGGCUGCUGCACCCUUCCCUGCGCCCGUUCCCCUGCCCCGAGUGCGGCAAGGGGUUCUCGGACCGGGCCGGGCUGCGCAAGCAUGAGCGCAUCCACUCCGGGGUCCGCCCCCACGCCUGCCCCCAGUGCCCCAAGGCCUUCCUGGGCGCCUCCGACCUGCGCAAGCACCUCAAGACGCACGCGGCCACCGAAAACAGGAGCCCCGACGAGACCGUGGUGACCGCCACCAUCACGACCUACGAGCAGCUGCUCCCCGCCCACAUCCACCCCCAUCACAACGACGACGGCAUGGAGACGGACAAGGAUUCUCCCUCAGACUGUCUUCCGGAGCCUCUCACUGAACCUUCCUAAGCGCAGUCUCUUCUUUCCUGACGUGUGACUGGGCAGCUUGGCUUGCCAGUAUCAUGGCCUCACCACACCAUGGUGGCCUGCCUUCAUGAACCCCAUAGUCUGUCCUUCCUUCCUUCCUUCCUUCCUUCCUUCCUUUCCUCCCCCCUCCUUCCCUUCCCCUUCCUCUCUUCCCUCCUUCCUCAUAAGGCUGUGUGGUUAGCACUCCUUUGACGCCUCCCCUUUGGAGCACAGCUCUUGCUCCUCCAGCUCUUCUCCUUGUAGAAGCAGGCUUGGCUAUGGGCGCUUCGUAAGUCUUGCCUCUUAAGUCGGUGUGGCUUUAGGCUCCCUCGCUAGCCCUGCCCUUCCCCCAGCAUCAGACAUUUGCCUACCUGGUGGACGUGCCUGGGCAGGUUGGGGUGUGUGGAUGAGCUUUUAAAACACGGACACCCCCUCACACACACACCAAUAGGAGUCCAUAUUUUUUGCGUCUGUGCGUGUGCUUCUGCCCCCUGCAGACCCAUCCUGCUGUCAGGUUGUGUGCGCAUCUGUGGCAAUCCAUUGGUUUACUGACACUGGGGGGGUUGGGGUUGGGGGGGUGGAGUUAAAUUAGGGGAGUGGGUGGGGGGAGAAUGCAAGGAACCUCCCCCCACCCUAUCAACUCCCAGGACAAUUAAUUCUACUCAAUCCGGGUCAUGCUGUCUGAACAGAUCAAAUAAAAGCCUUGUGGUUUUUUUUAAAAGAAA